This is a messenger RNA of Culex quinquefasciatus (southern house mosquito), 1043 nucleotides long. Its product is annotated as CLIP domain-containing serine protease 14D-like. Bases 140 to 916 code for a protein of 258 amino acids. Gene Ontology annotation, biological process: proteolysis. The transcript has 3 exons. The record is from RefSeq and is a predicted model, not a curated record. NCBI's taxonomy places the organism in Eukaryota, Metazoa, Arthropoda, Insecta, Diptera, Culicidae. Gene Ontology annotation, molecular function: serine-type endopeptidase activity.
CGUAAAAAGCUUUAAUCGAUUGAUCGAGGAUGAAGAUCAGCCGCAUAACAAGUACCGUUUUUGGUCAAAAGUUGAUCGGAAAGUGAUAUUUAUUGCUGCAAGUGCAGCAAUCAGUGCAAUCCUGGUAGUUUUGUUAAUAAUGUUUGCAGUUCAAGGCUCCAUCCCAACUAAUAAGCCCAAAGUUAUUUCAACGUUAUCUUGUGGUCAACGUCCAGGUGCAUUCCAAAGGCCUUGGAUAGCAGAAGUUUACUUCCGGAGAGAAUCGUCUUGGUCGCGCCCGAAUAUAAUGGGGGUCAUCCUUAGCUCACGAUACAUUCUAACUCCAGCUUCCGCAUACAGUUAUUACUAUUUUUUUGGUGUCCGAGUUCUUUUCGGCGAAAUCAACCAUCCUCACACGGCAGAAGAUUCGUACUUUGCAAAUCGAACUUAUCGCGACGUAAUGAACGCCAAUUCGGUUAUUCACGAAAAUUUUGUUUUUGGCGCCAGUAGUAAGUUCAAUCUUGCUUUGUUACGUUUCGACAAGGACAUUGAUUUCAACGAUCGCAUCCAGCCAAUGUGCCUGCCGAAUGUGCGUCCAGAACCGCCGAAAGUAUUCACAAUCUUGCCGGAUGUGGUUGACGUGAACUCCACCGUGACCAGGGUGGACUUUGGUCGUUGUUCGGCAAUAUGGCAGCGGUAUAGUUUUCGCGGUAAUCUGGAGUUUUCCGAGAGUCACACGUGUGUAAAACUGGAGCGUGAGCAUGACGACUGUAACGGAAUUGAGGGAUCGCCCCUGCUGGGGAGCUUUGUGGAUCAUGGAGUGGAACGAUUUGUUCAGUAUGGGUUCAAGUACUGUGACAAUUGUACGGUUGGACUGCAGAUCUAUACCAAUGUGAGCUAUCAUUUGGAUUGGAUUUUGGAGAAGAUUAAAUCGUGAUGGUUAACAAUAAGUGAUGAGGCUUAAUUAAACCAUAAAACCUGGUAAGAAACUUAAAUUAAGAUUGCAUUUUUAUACAAUACAUCAUCUGAAAGUAAUAUCUAAACUUUAAAGUGAAUAGCAAAAG